Molecule: messenger RNA, 2569 nt
Organism: Pseudophryne corroboree (corroboree frog)
Lineage: Eukaryota; Metazoa; Chordata; Amphibia; Anura; Myobatrachidae
Product: zinc finger protein OZF-like
Exons: 2
Coding region: 214-1674 (486 amino acids)
Biological process (GO): regulation of transcription by RNA polymerase II
Cellular component (GO): nucleoplasm
Molecular function (GO): RNA polymerase II cis-regulatory region sequence-specific DNA binding; DNA-binding transcription repressor activity, RNA polymerase II-specific
Source: RefSeq, a predicted model, not a curated record
GAAGAGACGUAUGUGACUGAUAUAAAGGCAGAAGAUAUAGAGGGAGAAGAAGAGACGUAUGUGACUGAUAUAAAGGCAGAAGAUACAGAAGGAGAAGAAGAGACGUAUGUGACUGAUAUAAAGGCAGAAGAUAUAGAGGGAGAAGAAGAGACGUAUGUGACUGAUAUAAAGGCAGAAGAUAUAGAGGGAGAAGAAGAGACGUAUGUGACUGAUAUGAAGACAGAAGAUAUAGAGGGAGAAGAAGAGACAUAUGUGACUGAUAUGAAGGCAGAAGAUAUAGAGGGAGAAGAAGAGACGUAUAUGAGGGGUGAUCAGCAGUGUAAGGAGGAGGAGAUCCCUACAGAUAUCAGCAUAGCAGGUGGACACACAAGCAGGAAUAUUUCAGAAGGACAUCUAAUGUUAUCCCCGGAUUGUGACAUAAAAGAUAAUGACAGUAGACAGGAUUCUCCAGGAGAUAACCCCAUUACCCCAAUUAUACAUCCAGCUCUAUCAGCUGAUCCCUCUGAUCCUGGGAAAUGUUCUCCUAAUCACUCUGAUAUUGGAGCAUUUGUUACAGCUCUGAGAUUAGAUACAGUGUUUCCCUGUUCUAUAGAUGCCAAAUGUUUUACACAGAACACAAAGCUUAUUACCCAUCAUCCAGCUAAGGCAGGUGAGAGGCCACUGAUAUGUUCUGAGUGUGGGAAAUGUUUUACAAAGAAAUCAGCUCUUGUUACACAUCAGAGAAGUCACUCAGGUGAGAGGCCGUAUUCCUGUUCUGAGUGUGGGAAAUGUUUUACACAGAAAUCAUCUCUUGUUACACAUCAGAGAAGUCACACAGGUGAGACGCCGUGUUCCUGUUCUGAGUGUGGGAAAUGUUUUGCAUGGAAAUCAGAUCUUGUUACACAUCAGAGAAGUCACACAGGUGAGAAGCCAUUUUCAUGUUCUGAGUGUGGGAAAUGUUUCGCAUUUAAAUCAGUUCUUGUUAAACAUCAGAGAAGUCACACAGGUGAGAAGCCGUUUUCUUGUUCUGAGUGUGGGAAAUGUUUUGCAUGGAAAUCACAUCUUGUUACACAUCAGAGAAGUCAUACAGGUGAGAAGCCGUUUUCCUGUUCUGAGUGUGGGAAAUGUUUUACACAGAAAUCAGCUCUUGUUACACAUCAGAGACGUCACACAGGUGAGAGGCCGUUUUCCUGUUCUGAGUGUGGGAAAUGUUUCGCAUUUAAAUCAGUUCUUCUUACACAUCAGAGAAGUCAUACAGGUAAGAUGCCGUUUUCCUGUUCUGAGUGUGGGAAAUGUUUCGCAUUUAAAUCAGUUCUUGUUCCACAUCAGAGAAGUCACACAGGUGAGAAGCCGUAUUCCUGUUCUGAGUGUGGGAAAUGUUUUGUACGGAAAUCAGAUCUUGUCACACAUCAGAGAAGUCACACAGGUGAGAGGCCAUAUUCCUGUUCUGAGUGUGGGAAAUGUUUUGCACAGAAAUCAGCUCUUGUUCUACAUCAGAGAAGUCACACAGGUGUGAAGCCGUAUUCCUGUUCUGAGUGUGGGAAAUGUUUUGCACAGAAAUCAAAUCUUGUUACACAUCAGAGGAGUCACACAGGUGAGAGGCCAUUUUCAUGCUGUGAGAGAAAUAAAUCCGCUCUUGUUGAACACAUUAGACAUUACCCAAGUACGGAACCAUUUACAUCUUCUGGAGUAUAAUUAUCACUGUCAUGCAAUGUUCCUCAAGGAUGAAUCCUAUCUCCUAUGCUUUAUAAAAUAUACAUGCUACCACUGGGUGAUAUAAUCAGACAUCAUGGCCUGGUCUAUCACUGCUAUGCUGAUUACCUGCUUUUUGCUCCAUGUACUGAGAACCUAAUACCAAUCCUAAAUGGUUGUCUAGCUGAGCGCCAUGGGUGGAUGAUACCAGUUGGCUGUGAUUCAGUCUUUGUGAAACAUAAUAGAAGCUCACCAACAAAGGACAAGACUUUACCAACCAUCUGGAUUUAUGCUUUGGUGCUCAGAAUUGAAAAUACUGAACAUGUGCUGAAUCUUUGUGUUGUCCUGGUAUGUGGCUGACACAUACAUCAGGUAUCUGCCACAUACAAAUCCUCAUUCUUCCAUCUGUGGACCAUAGCCAGAAUCAAGCUCUUGAUUCCCUCAGAAGUUCAUAGACUACUGCAAUGCCAUCUACCUGGGUCACCCAGCAAAAGAAUUACAGAGCUUGCAGCUAGUACAGAAUGCAGCAGCCAAGCUGUUACCUAACCCGUUCCUGCCACAUAACACCAAUUCUCUACUCCCUUCACCGGCUGCCUGUAAGAUGACAAAUCUAUUUCAUAAUUGGCUAACUGACCUUCCCAGCUCAACAUUACAUGGUCCAAGGUACUAGAAGCAGCUCCUGCCUCCUUACUGCCCUGCUUGCUUGCUUCUACAGAUGAAGGACUGUUACCGACAGUACCAAGAAUCUCCUGUCAUUCAUUUAAGGGUUGAACUUUAGCUUUGUAGCCCUGACCAUGGAACUCACUGCCUUGCACAGUCCAAGAGGCCUGCACUCUAGAGACCUUCACAAGCAGACUGAUGACUGUUACUCACGCUUUUCAUUAAUGUACCUCUAUUU